AAGGGACUUUGCAGGUCUUCUAGUCCAACCCCCUCCCUGCUCAAGCAGGAAACCCUAUACCAAGGCUAACUGGCCAAGUUUUUUUUGUGUGUGGGGGAGGAAACGGGGACCCGCUGCUUUAAAACAAAAAGGGCUGAUUCAUUCAAAGGAAUUUUAAAGCACCUUUGCUGCUGUACUACACUUUUCUCUCAGUUGUGCUCCUUUCCAACUAUGCCAACCAUGAAAGAAGAACCUUGCUGGAUGCUAAGCAGCAAUGGUGAGAAAAGGCCUUAUGCCUUUGCUAAAAAGCUGAUCCUGGUUCUGUGUUUCGAGAGGAGACGGGUUUCUCAAAACAAAGCUGCCCCAAACCACAUCUAAUGUGGUUCUUCAGGACGAUCCUAUAAGAUUUCAAGAAAGAGAUUGGUACCGUGUUAACUGCGCGGUUCUCUCUCAUUUGCUGCAGUGCUGCCCAAUUUCUCUGCUGCCUCCUGCUCUUGUCCGUUCCAGCAUUGAGCAUGGUAAAGAAGAAUACUAUCCCUGAUGGAUGGAGGAAUGUAUCAUCAGUUGGACAACCUAUACCAGGAACUCGAUUUAUUGCUUUUAAAGUACCCUUAAAACUGGCAAUCAAUCAGCGACUUACACCAACUCAAAGGUUUACACCAAAAGAUCUGAUUGCUGCGGUGAAAGCUUUCAAUGCGGAGCUUGGCUUAAUCAUUGAUUUAACAUAUACAACAAGAUACUAUGGUAUCAAGGAUUUGCCCAAAAGUGUGGAGUAUAAGAAACUUUUUACUAUAGGACUUGAAGUCCCAGAUGAUCCUACUAUUCUACAAUUUAAAAAAUGGGUCAGAAAAUUCCUAUGGGAAAAUGCAGACAAUGAAAAACUCAUUGGAGUACAUUGUACAAAUGGAAUUAAUAGAACAGGUUACCUUAUAUGCAGAUAUCUUAUUGAUGUUGAAGGUUGGGAUCCAGAAACAGCAAUCCAAGCUUUUGGAGAUGCACGUGGUCACCAUAUAGAUGGUCAUAUAUAUCUGGCAGAUCUUAAAACUCAACCAAUGAGAAGCAACCUGGGAAUGAAUAUGUGGGAUGCUGAUGGAGAUAUUGUGCCACCGCCAGAUGAUAUAGACAGACAUAUGGAUCGAUUUCCAAAUGAAGAAUAUCCUAGCAGGCCUGGUAAAAGACUAAGAGCUUAUGAUGAUGGCCCCAAUGACUUACCAGAACAGAUCCGACUGAGAGAGUUUGAUUUUAUUAAUAAGGGUCCUGGGCAACGUCGCAAACCAUAUCAUGAUCACCAGUUUCAUGAUGACAUGCAGCCACCACUGCCACAAAUAAGACAAAAGCAUUUCCCUGACCACCAGUUUCAUGAUGACCACCAAGAAGAAAUGGAGGUUAAAGAUUUAACAUUUAGUACAAGAGGACCAGGACCCAGAUUUCAACCUUUUGAAGGCCACCAGCUUGAUGAUGACUUUCUAGGAAAUAUAUCAGAUGGAGACAUUAAUAUGAACUGUAGUCAAAGGCAUAGACAUUUUGCUGACACUCCUUGUUAUAACCACAAACCAACAGAUAGCCAGCUCAAUGGCGGCCGAGGAGAAAGACGAAGACCAUUUUACAAUCGGCAGUCUAGUGAUGAUUUUCAGUCAUCCUUGCAGGACAAAAAUCAGUUUUUCCUGAACAAGAGACCUGUGGAAAGACUAAGACUAUUUCAGAACCGUCCUGUUCGUGAUGAUGUCCACUCACCAAUGGGAGAUUUUGAGUAUGUGACUAGAGGGUGUGGACAGAGAAUGGUACCUUUCCUUGACCAGCAGCAUCACGGUGAAUUAAAAAGAAAAUUGUCAUUAGAAGAUUUUGAUGAUGAAGAUUCCGAUAGAAGAAGUAGACCAUUCCUUGAUAAUCAAUCAUACUGUGAUUUUAGUCAGAAGUCACAGCUGAAAGAUUUCCAAAACAGGGGAUCUGAACAAAGGCUGAAUUCUUUUAAUGAUCAUUCAACUCACAUUAAUGAGCCAUAUGAGGAAUAUUCUGAAAGAAGCCAUCGUUUUCCUUCUCAUGAGUACUACUCAGAAUCUCCCUUACUUCAGAGAGAUUAUGGUUCUGAUAAAGAUAAUUAUAGUAGAACUUGCAGAUCUGAUUGCCCUGACGAUUACAGGAAAAUCCAUCCUUCGGAUGUAAUUAACAGAGGAGGAAAAGCUAGAUUUGCUCCAUAUUCUUCUUAUCCAACCCAUCACUCUUCAUCUUCAAAUCAGGAACUGAGUUCAAUCUCAUUGCACAGUGGAAGGGAACAUCAGUGUGAACUUAAGAGAGAGAUGAGCCAGGGGAAAAGAUUACCAGUUGUAACAAUUGAUUAUAAUUAUGGCUUGCCUUUAGACUAUGCUUCUGAAGAGGAAGACAGAGCUCAUUAUGUUUCACAUGCAACACAGCACUACAUUUUGAAAUGAAUUGGAUGUGUACCUGCAUGCAUUAUUUUAUCAUCUUCCUGUAUAUUGACCAAAUUACUUCUGAAGCUAAAAAAAGCUUCAUUAUCAUUCAACAUCACAAAACGUAUCUGUAACAAGUCUAGUUCUGUUUUUUCACAUUUAAAUGAUAAUUGUUGAAAACAAUUCCUUUUAUGUAAAAUUAAACUAGUUCUCAUUCAUGAGACUGAACAACCAUAACCAUGAACAACUGCAAAUAGUUCUCCCUGCUUUCCGCAACAUGACAUGUAUGAAAUGUUUCGGCUAAAAUGUAAUAAAACAAUUGGAUUACUGAUUUUGAUAGAAUGCUACUCUAAAAUAAAGUAGGAUUUGAAAGGAAUUAAAAAUAUAUAAAGAUAAAAACUCAGUUCUAGUAAUGUGACUUAUUCUUUUGAUGAUAAUCUAGAUUUUUCAAUAUUUCUUUUGGAAAAUGUGCAUGUAAAUAUUGUUUCAGUAAAAAAAACCUGUCACACUAGAAAAAAACCAAUAAAUUUGAGAUUUGUGUUGAGUUAUUAUACCUACUGUAUAUUGUAUCAAGAAGAUUUAACUUUUUGGUUGAGGGACCAGAUAAUUAGAAAUCAGCUCCUUCC
Molecule: messenger RNA, 3013 nt
Organism: Pseudonaja textilis
Lineage: Eukaryota; Metazoa; Chordata; Lepidosauria; Squamata; Elapidae
Biological process (GO): dephosphorylation
Molecular function (GO): polynucleotide 5'-phosphatase activity
Source: RefSeq, a predicted model, not a curated record